GUCUAAUUACAUUAUGCCUUAUCAUACCUUACCAUGUGAACAUCCAAACUUUGUUGUCCAUGAUAACUACAAAUAUGAACGUGUCUUAGGUCUUGGUGCCUAUGGUGUUGUAUGUUCUACCAUCAAUACAACGACAAACGAACGAUGUGCUAUCAAGAAAAUAUGCAACUUAUUCGAACGAUCCAUGUUCACCAAACGUGCACUGCGGGAACUAAAAUUACUAAAGCAUUUCAAUGGACAUAAAAACAUCAUUGGUUUAUUCCAUGCCGAUAUUGUAGAUAUACGAAAUUUCAAUGAACUUUACUUGUAUGAAGAAUUUAUGGAAGCUGAUUUACAUCAAAUUAUUCGAUCUGGUCAACCAUUAACAGAUGAACAUUAUCAAAGUUUUAUCUAUCAAACAUGUUGUGGUCUUAAAUAUAUUCAUAGUGCUAAUGUACUUCAUCGUGAUUUGAAACCAGGUAAUCUUUUGAUCAAUGCAGAUUGUGAAUUGAAGAUAUGUGAUUUUGGAUUGGCUCGUGGAUUGGUGGAUGAAAAAGAAGGUGAUACUGGUUUUAUGACUUAUUAUGUAGCUACUCGAUAUUAUCGUGCUCCAGAAAUCAUGUUGAGCUUUCAAAAUUAUACAAAAGCUAUUGACAUGUGGUCCAUAGGCUGUAUCUUUGCUGAACUGUUAUGUGGAAGACCAUUAUUCAGGGGCCGCAAUUAUGUGGAUCAAUUACAACAAAUAUUAUUUAUUCUUGGAACUCCUGAUGAAGAAACGUUAAGUCGUGUGGGAAGUCAAAGGGCUCAACUAUAUAUUCAACGUUUGGAACAUUUCAAGAAGAUUCCUUUUACUCAAUUAUUUCCUGAUGCUUCACCCUUUGCUGUUGAUUUAUUAGAACGUUUAUUAAUGUUUGAUCCGUCUACAAGAAUUGAAGUAGACGAAGCCUUGGAACAUCCUUACUUUUCUCUCUUUCAUGAUCCUGCCAACGAAAUUGUACACCAAUAUCCCAUGGAUUUCUCAUUUGAAUCCCUAGUUACCAGUGAAGAAAUAAAAGUCGAUUUGAUCAACGAAGUCAACACAUUUAAAAACAAAAAAUUGAAAUUGGAUAUGACUGGAUUACAAAGACAGCCAAGUAUUCAUAGUCCAACUCCUACACGUGUACAUUUCAACCAUACUGAAUCUUCCAAUACCGAACAAGAACAAGGCUAUGCUGAUGAACUGAUUGCAAGUCCUAGUCAAGUUGAUCCUAAUUUGGAACGUGAUCUGGGUGGUUUUUUAAUUUAGUAUAAUAUGUUAAUAAAUAAUCUAUUGUUGUUAUGUAGUAUGAAGUAGUUUAC
Molecule: messenger RNA, 1317 nt
Organism: Halteromyces radiatus
Lineage: Eukaryota; Fungi; Mucoromycota; Mucoromycetes; Mucorales; Cunninghamellaceae
Product: kinase-like domain-containing protein
Exons: 14
Coding region: 14-1264 (416 amino acids)
Biological process (GO): intracellular signal transduction; protein phosphorylation
Cellular component (GO): cytoplasm; nucleus
Molecular function (GO): MAP kinase activity; ATP binding
Source: RefSeq, a predicted model, not a curated record